Messenger RNA from Mixia osmundae IAM 14324, 1651 nucleotides. RefSeq lists its product as uncharacterized. Gene Ontology annotation, molecular function: metal ion binding; ATP binding. The record is from RefSeq and is a predicted model, not a curated record. The transcript has 2 exons. NCBI's taxonomy places the organism in Eukaryota, Fungi, Basidiomycota, Mixiomycetes, Mixiales, Mixiaceae. The coding region runs from base 68 to 1612 and encodes 514 amino acids.
CAAGAGGCUCUCGACCGAGUCGCGUCGUUUGCUGGCGCUGCUGCAUCUGAUGAUGACGUCGACAGAAAUGUCAGGUAAGCCGAGCUAUGUGCAGUCUAGCCUCACGACACUGCUGCUCGUUGCUCUAUCAAUGUCCCUCGCUCCAGUGACGGCAUUCGUCUGCUUGCUCUGUCACGUUUGCCAGGAUGUCCAUCGACCGAUCGAGACUGCCAAGCUAUGGAUCAGGCUCGUCAGGGAGACGACAGGCUCGAGGUCCUCCGAUCGUACCGUUCUCAUCACCGGUGGUCGCACCACAAAGUCACUCGUCCUCAUUCGCGCUUUCAGCAAGGCUGGCUGGAGAGUCAUCCUCGCCGAGGAGAGCCAAUGGGGCAAUCUGGCAGCUUCACGAUGGAGCAACGCGGUCGAUCGCUACUAUCCUCUGCCGGACCCAUCUCAGUCCUCUGCGGACAAGGCAGAGUACUUCCGCAGGCUGAAGUACAUCAUCGCUAUCGAAUGCGUGAACCUCUGGCUACCGUGCAGCUCCGCGGGCGCGUCAGUCGAGGAUGCCCACCUGGCGGAUCACAUUCGCUCGAGUGGCUCUCACUGUCGUGUCUUCCUCCCGACGGAGACUCAGAUGGAAGAUUUACACUGGAAGGAUCGCUUCGAGACGCUCUGUCGUUUGCUCGACAUGCCUGUACCCGAGGCCCAGACAGUGACAUCUAUAGACCAGGCAGUCACUUUCCUGCACUCAUCCACCUCCACGCAUCGCUUUUUGGCAAAGUCACUCGGUCUCGACGAUGUCGGACGGGGUGACAUGACCCUCUUGCCGUUGCAGACGCCCCAAGAGACCCGCGCACACUUUGAGCGCUUGUCUGUCGCGCCUAGCAAGCAGACGCCCUAUGUAUUGCAACGAUAUGUCAGCGGCCAUGAAUACUGUACUCACGCUGCCGUCAGUGAUGGUAAGAUACUGAGCUUCGUUGCAUGUCGCUCAAACGACAUGCUCAUGCGCUAUGUCGAUCUAUCUCAUCACGAGCCCAAUGUCGCAACACAAGCAUGGCAAUGGACCGAGACAUUCCUGCAGAGAUGGCAGACACAUCUCACAGAACGAGGCAGUCCACAAGCAAGCUUCACCGGUCAUAUCAGCUUCGACUUCAUCCGCGAGCCCACCGAGGAGACUCUCUAUGCAAUCGAGUGCAAUCCGAGAGUCCACACGGCGGUCACUCUGUUCGAUGACAAAAGCGCGCUGGCCAGCUCGUAUCUGUAUGAAACGGAGAUCUCUCCACCGCCUCGCGUAAUGGCAAAGAGUUGGCUAGUACAUUCAGUGCCGCUAGCCGCGUUCAACACAUUGCCUCAAUCCUUACGGACCGCUGCGUCGCGACUGCAUCCUCGCCUAUUCAGAGAUAGAAAGUGGCACGAUGUAACAGCGUCACCCAUGCCAGGGAUGAAUGUCCUUGCGCUACUGGGUCGGCACGCCGUUGGUCUAGAGAAAGACGCAGUCUUUGAUGCCUGCGAUCCACUGCCAUUCUUCGUGCUCGCACAUGUUCAAUGGCCGUGGUUCCUUCUGCGCGUUGCGUUCAGUGGCCGCGGAUGGGAUCGCGCCAACGUGAGCACAUCGCGCAUUUUCACGUGUUGAUGUACUACGUCUGCAAUGCAUGUAACAUUUGCAGGAGGA